AUGUUAUUUGAGGAGCAUAUAUUAACACUUUUCAAAAGGAACUGUCAACAUACACUGACAUACUGGAGCGUCUUCUUCAGUUUUGGACUAAGCAUCGCCUUCCUGGGGCCAACUAUCCUAGAUCUUAAAUGUCGAACCGGCUCCACGCUACAGGAGAUCACCUGGGUGUUCUUCUCCCAGCAGUUUUGCUUGCUCGUCGGGACCUCCGUUGGAGGAGUUUUCAGAAAAACGUUGUUGAGUGCCCUCGCCACCCUCUUCCUCUCCACCUUCAUCAUCUCUGUGGUUUUUGCCAUCAUUCCAUUUUGCUAUAAUGUGCUGUUGCUGGCAGUUGCUAUGGCAGUGUCAGGUCUGGCUUUGGGUUUCAUUGAUACUAUUGCAAACAUCCAGCUGGUGUCUAUUUAUCAGAAAGAUUCUGCCAUCUUCUUGCAGGCACUGCACUUCUUCAUUGGGCUUGGUGCUUUGCUGAGUCCCCUGAUUGCAGAUCCAUUCAUCUCUGAACACUGCCUGGGCACUAACAGCACAGAAAACGCCUCAGUGAUACUCCACCACUUCAGGUUACCACCAGUAAUCCACGAUACUUCCCCACACUCUGUGCUAGUUAAGGAGAAACCCAACGUGUCGUAUGCCUUCUGGAUCAUGGCUCUCAUAAAUUUGCCUGUGCCAAUUGCGGUUCUCGUGCUGAUGUACAGAGAGAAGCUGCUUCCCUGCUGUCCAAACAGCACUCCACGGCUUCUGGACAAAGAUGAACUGGCCAUGGAGACCCAGGCAUCAGGCUCCAAAGAGAUGCAUGAACCAGUAACUGAAGGACAUAGAAAUCUCUUCAGCUGCUGUAUGAAUGGUAAUCUGAGCAGGUUACCUGUCACAUUUUUUGGCAUCCACAUCUUGGGUGGGAUUGUCCUGUUUAUGUCAGAAGGCAUUAUGGGGGUCUACACUGGCUUUGUUUACACAUAUGCUGUUUCGCCUCCCAUGUCACUGCAUGCGAAAAUGGCAGCAUAUCUCAACUGUGUCUUCUGGGCAGCGAUCACAGCAGGACGCCUGGUGUCCAUCCCCCUGUCAUACCGCUUAAGACCCGUCUACCUGCUCAUCGUCAACCUGGCUGGUGUGAAUGUAAUAUUGCUGCUAUUGUUGGUCUUCUACACAAACAGUGUGUUUCUGUUUGUGGGUACAAGCUUGCUUGGGCUUUUCCUCAGCAGCGUUUUUCCCUGCUUACUGGCUUAUACUGAGGACAUCCUGAACUAUACAGGAUGCGCAACUUCAGUCUUGGUGGCCACUGCUCAAAUGGGUGAGAUGACUAUGCAGGUGUUGGUUGGAUCGCUGAUUCAGGCUAAAGGCAGUUACAGUUUCCUGGUAUGUGGCAUGCUUCUCGGCUGUCUUGCCCUCAUCUUCCUCUUGUUCUUGGUUUUAUGUAACCACAUCCACAGAAAACUCACAGGAACAUCUAAAAAAGCCGGUAUGGUUGAAGACCCCCCACCACUCACUCUACCUGCUCCAGAGAAAGCAGGACAGAAAAUUAUUAUAACACAACUCAAAUGUGACUCCAGAUGA
This is a messenger RNA of Triplophysa rosa, 1545 nucleotides long. It is a transcript of the gene slc60a1b, whose product is annotated as major facilitator superfamily domain containing 4Ab. The record is from RefSeq and is a predicted model, not a curated record. The transcript is spliced from 10 exons. Bases 1 to 1545 code for a protein of 514 amino acids. NCBI's taxonomy places the organism in Eukaryota, Metazoa, Chordata, Actinopteri, Cypriniformes, Nemacheilidae. Gene Ontology annotation, biological process: transmembrane transport.